Molecule: messenger RNA, 808 nt
Organism: Gossypium arboreum
Lineage: Eukaryota; Viridiplantae; Streptophyta; Magnoliopsida; Malvales; Malvaceae
Product: RING-H2 finger protein ATL78-like
Exons: 1
Coding region: 35-688 (217 amino acids)
Biological process (GO): protein ubiquitination
Molecular function (GO): transferase activity
Source: RefSeq, a predicted model, not a curated record
AUUUCAUCCAAACUCAGCAAACCUACUGGAAACCAUGUAUUCAAUUUCAACUUCUUCUACUUCAUCCCAACUAUUGCAGAAUUUUCUUGGAAACUUUCAUUCCAGAAAAUUACUGCUUUAUUACAAACAAUCGAACCAACCAUCAGCUCCUCCUCCUUACCCUCAGAAUACCAGUUUAGACCAAAAUGUUUGCAUGGUACUUUCAGUCAUCUUUUGUGGCAUAAUUUUCUCAUUGGGGCUAAACUUAAUUAUCAAAUGUCUGCUAAGGUGCUCCAACGGGUCGGCUUCCGACUCCAUCAACAACACUUCAGCUGCAAUACUUAAUAAAGGAAUCGAGCCAGAGGCACUCAAGACUUUCCCCGUGGUGAAUUACUCAGCGGAGAUGAAUCUGCCGGGGCUGGACGGGGAAUGCGUGAUAUGCCUGUCGGAGUUUACACCUGGCGAGGGCCUGCGGUUUCUACCGAAAUGCAACCAUGGAUUUCAUGUUCGUUGUAUUGAUAAGUGGCUUAAAUCACACACAUCAUGCCCCAAAUGCAGGCAUUGUUUGCUUGAAACAUGCCAAAAGAUCAUGGGAUGUAACCAAAGUAGUAGAUCAUUGGAAUCAUGUGUUCCAGCUCAGGACAGCAUUAUGAAUAUUCAACCUCUGGAACCUGAAGGUAUGGCACGUGAUUAUAGGGGUGUUAGCUGAUCUGAUUCUGAAGGUGUUAUAUUCCACGAGCGAAGCUCAUUUUGGAAAUGGAAAACCAUACUGUCAACUUGUAUUCGAAUAUUCUUAAAAAUUAUAAAAUUCAAGUAAAAUGAUUGAAUA